This is a messenger RNA of Drosophila sechellia, 7666 nucleotides long. It is a transcript of the gene CadN2, whose product is annotated as Cadherin-N2. The record is from RefSeq and is a predicted model, not a curated record. NCBI's taxonomy places the organism in Eukaryota, Metazoa, Arthropoda, Insecta, Diptera, Drosophilidae. The transcript has 16 exons. Bases 928 to 6324 code for a protein of 1798 amino acids. Gene Ontology annotation, cellular component: plasma membrane; catenin complex. Gene Ontology annotation, molecular function: calcium ion binding; beta-catenin binding; cadherin binding. Gene Ontology annotation, biological process: homophilic cell-cell adhesion; neuron projection development; cell migration.
UUUAGGCUUUUGAAACAUUUAAAGCCACGAAGUAAAAAAGCGUAUAUCUGUCUAUUUGUGUUUCCAUGUGUGUGUGGCAGUGACAGUGCGGAUGAAAUAAAUGCUUUAAUUAAAUACACGGCAUAAACAAUCGGCCAGCUCGGAUUACCAUUGGGAGUACGCAGAAAAAAAGAUUCAGCUGUUGUCCCAUGACCCUUUGUCUCCAAAGAUUCUAAAUAACUCGAAUAUUGCUCAAAUGCUUCCUGCCAGCAAUCAAAAUGGGCUGGCAACAACUUAAGCUGGAUUCAAUGGGAAGCACAAAAUCGCAAUAAUUGACAAAUCCAGUUAAAAACUGCCCGGUUCCCCAAAAGAAAACACAAAACCAACAGUAAAAAUAAAUUAAAGUGCAGGCCAAACAAGCAAGGCGAGAAACAACGGAGACUGAGUCCUCAAAUUGCCCCAGAAAAUUGCAUAAAAUUGCAGCUAGCCAACAGGAAGUGGAGAAGUGACAGGGAGAGAUACUACGGCGAUAACCAAAGGACACAGACGGGAUUAAUCCGAACGGGGUCAGUCAUUUACUGCACGAUUGCCAACCCCGACCAAAAGAACUGAAAGUUUAAUUGCCUCUGUUAUUCGGAAAGGAACGAGAAAGCAGGAAAAGCGGGAAAAUCUGGAAAAGCAGGAGAAGCAGUCGAGGCGAAUGCAACAAUUAAAAUCAAAAAGUUUCGGACAAGAUGCUGCUGCCUACGCCGUGGCGACAACAAAUCCCAACUGCUGAGCGCAUCCAUCGACAGCCUUUCCGAGCCUAAGAUCCUGUGGAGCACCAAGGAUACGGACUGCAGAAUCCUUCGAGCGAAAGAAACGGACUGAGCGUGAUAGAGAGUGAGAAAGUAGGAGAAAACCGGCUGGCGAGUGGCGGGGCUUUUAAAUCGCCUGCUUCUAAUUUGAAUGGACUCAGCCGCAUUCGACAUUCAAAUGCAUAUUUGGAAACUUUUGUUAAUUGUUACAAAAUUUGUACGCAUUGGUAUUGCCGACAAAAACGAUUCACCGCCGUAUUUCGAUAGAUUUCUGUACGAGACUGAAAUCGAUGAAAAUGCCGAUUUGCAGAGCACUGUCCUCACUGUCAACGCCAAGGAUCACAAUGAGUCGACGAAUAUUCGAUACCAGAUCACAGGCGGUAACAUAGGCAAUGCAUUUGCCGUACAGAACACCACCGGUGUCAUUUACGUGGCAAGUCCACUUGACUACGAAACGAGGCCAAGGUACGAACUGCGCCUGGAGGCAACUCGUAAUCGCAAAAAUAACUACACUACCGUUGUGAUCAACGUUCGCGAUGUCAACGAUAAUCCACCGGUAUUCGAUCGUCAAACAUAUCGUACACAAAUCACUGAGGAAGACGAUCGCAAUCUGCCCAAACGCAUUCUGCAGGUCACAGCCACCGAUGGCGAUGUAGAUAGACCAAUAAAUAUUGUAUAUUUCCUGACUGGCCAGGGCAUCGACCCCGAUAAUCCAGCGAAUAGUAAAUUUGAUAUAAAUCGCACGACGGGCGAUAUUUUUGUUCUCAAGCCCCUGGACCGAGAUCAGCCCAAUGGGAGGCCACAGUGGCGUUUCACAGUAUUUGCCCAGGACGAGGGCGGCGAGGGGCUGGUAGGCUAUGCGGACAUACAGGUGAACCUAAAGGACAUCAACGACAAUGCGCCGCAGUUUCCGCAGGGCAUCUACUUUGGUAACGUGACCGAGAACGGCACCGCCGGCAGUUCGGUGAUGACCAUGUCCGCCGUCGACUACGACGAUCCCAACGAGAGCACCAAUGCCAAGCUAAUCUACUCGAUUGAGAAGAACGUCAUCGAGGAGGAGACGGGGGCGCCCAUCUUUGAAAUCGAGCCGGAGACGGGACUCAUCAAAACGGCUGUCUGUUGUCUGGACAGGGAGCGAACGCCCGACUACUCGAUUCAGGUGGUGGCCAUGGAUGGCGGUGGACUUAAAGGUACUGGCACCGCCUCCAUUCGCGUCAAGGACCUCAACGACAUGCCACCGCAGUUCACCAAGGACGAGUGGGUUACGGAGGUGGACGAAACGAAUGGCACUUACAUACCAGAGACGCCCAUUCUCACGGUGACGGUUCAGGAUGAGGACGAAACGAACACGUUCCAAUACAAGGUGGUGCCAAACAGUGGUUUCGGGGCGGAUAAAUUUGCGAUGGUUCGCAAUGGCGAUGGAACGGGCUCGUUGAAAAUCAUUCAGCCCUUGGACUACGAGGAUCCGCUGCAAAGUAGUGGAUUCCGGUUCCGCAUCCAGGUCAAUGAUAAAGGCGACGAUGGACCCGGUGGAAGUGACAAGUACCACGUGGCCUAUUCCUGGGUGGUGGUGAAGCUGCGAGAUAUUAACGACAAUGUGCCAAAAUUCGAUAGGGAGCACAUAGAGGUAUCCAUCUAUGAGGAUACGAAAGUGGGAACGAUUCUCGAGCAAUUUAAGGCCACGGAUGCCGACCAGGGCGGUCACUCCAAAGUCGCAUACAAAAUAGUACGUUCCACAAAUCGCAAGAGACAAUUUGCCAUUAGUGAUAGAGGAGCAGUGAGCAUACAAAGACCUCUGGAUCGGGAAACUCAGGAUCGACACCAUAUUCAGAUUUUAGCCAUUGACGAUGGCAGUCCUGCUCGAACUGCAACCGCAACUCUAACCGUGAUAGUCAAGGAUGUCAAUGAUAAUGCGCCGACUUUUGCCCAGGCCUAUAAGCCCACUCUACCAGAGAAUGUGUCUGGUAAAAAAAUUCUUGAGGUGGCAGCCAAGGACCCUGAUGAUCGACUAAGGGGCAAUGGAGGACCCUUUACAUUUCGAUUGGAUCCUUUGGCCAGUGAUGAAAUAAGAGCGGGCUUUAAAGUGGAGUAUGACCGAAGAGGUGACAAUGGAAAUGGUGUGGCCAUCAUCUCAUCCCUUCGUCCCUUUGAUCGCGAGGUGCAAAAGAGCUAUGCCAUUCCCAUCGAGAUCAAGGAUAAUGGAGCUCCCGCCAUGACGGGCACCAGUACUCUAACCGUUACCAUCGGCGAUGUAAAUGAUAAUAAAAUGCAGCCCGGCAGCAAAUCCGUGUUGGUAUAUAACUACCAAGGACAAUCACAGGAUACGCCGAUAGGCAGGGUCUAUGUCAAUGAUCCCGAUGACUGGGAUGUGCCGGAUAAGAAGUACUACUGGGAGGUUCAGGAGCACCAAAGAUUUAAGCUGGAUACGGAUACUGGAAUUUUAACCAUGAGAGCGGGAACGAGAAGAGGUCGUUACCAGUUGCGGUUCAAGGUCUACGAUCGUGAGCAUGGUCAGGAGGAUAUUCCUGCCAAUCUCAGCGUUACAGUACGCGACAUUACAGCAGAGGCCGUUCAGCAGGCGGGUUCCAUGAGAUUGUCGCACAUAACCGAUGAGGAUUUCGUUAGAACUUGGAACCCGGUUAAGAAUCAAGUAGAGCCCUCCAAGCUGGAGAGAUUUCGCAACAAGCUGGCCGAAUUGUUAUACACCGAUAGAGACAAUGUCGACGUAUUCAGUGUGCAACUUAAGGAAGGUUCUCCUUAUCCUCUAACCGAUGUUCACUUUGCAGCCCGAUCUGCAACUCAGCAACCAUAUUUCAAAGCAGUCCGCCUGAAUGGCGUGGUGCAAAUGCAUCGUGAGGAGAUUGAAAAAGACGUGGGCCUGAACAUAACCAUGGUCAAUAUAAAUGAGUGCUUGCAUGAAGGUAAAGGGAAGUGUGGCUCCAAUUCCUGUACCUCCAAAGUGGAGUUGGGCAAAAAACCGUAUACGGUUAGUGUAAACCGCACAGCUUUGGUGGGCGUUCGUUUGGACAUCAGUGCUCAAUGCGUUUGCCGGGCGAGGAACUUCACAUACCAGGAUCACAAUUGCAAGACCCACCUUUGUUAUAAUGGCGGUCGGUGUGUGGAAACCCGAAAUGGUCCGAAAUGCGUGGCCUGUCCGGUGGGCUACAAUGGCCCGCGAUGUCAGCAAUCCACGAGAAGUUUUCGUGGCAAUGGCUGGGCAUGGUAUCCUCCAUUACAACUCUGCCAGGAAUCGCAUCUCAGCUUGGAGUUUAUCACUCGCGUUGCCGACGGCUUGAUACUCUACAAUGGACCCAUUGUCCCUCCAAAGUCGGAGGAAACCGUGAUCAGCGACUUUAUAGCGCUGGAACUGGAGCAGGGCUAUCCGCGGCUACUCAUUGAUUUCGGCUCCGGAACUUUGGAGCUGAGGGUGAAGACCAAGAAAACCCUGGAUGAUGGUGUCUGGCAUCGGUUGGAUAUUUUUUGGGACUCCGAAAAUGUCCGGAUGGUUGUGGACUUUUGUCGCACUGCCUUGGUGUCCGAAAUGGAGGAUGGCACUCCGCCGGAAUUCGAUGAUAACGCCUGCCAGGCGAGAGGACAAAUUCCGCCCUUCGCUGAGUCCCUAAAUCUGAAUCAACCCCUUCAGUUGGGCGGACUCUAUAGACAGCACUUCGAUCAAACCCUGUACAAUUGGCAGUAUGCCUUCAGCUCAAAGGGCUUUGAUGGUUGUAUACGCAACGUUAUACACAACUCAGAGCACUAUGAUUUGGCUUUUCCGGCUUUGGCCAGGAAUAGUUUUCCCGCCUGUCCGCAAACCGACGAAGUUUGCCUGAAAACCGAACACACAGCUCGUUGUUGGGAGCAUGGAAACUGUGUGGCCAGCUUGGUUCAGGCCAAGUGCCAUUGCCAGCCGGGUUGGAUGGGUCCUGGCUGUAAUGUACCCACCAUUCCUACGACUUUCAAGGCCCAGAGCUAUGUGAAAUUCGCCCUCAGCUUUGAGCCCGACAGAUUUUCCACCCAGUUGCAGCUGAGAUUUCGAACUCGAGAGCAGGGAGGCGAACUUUUCCGGGUUAGUGAUCAACACCACAGGGAGUACGCCAUCCUGGAACUUCGAAGGGGCCACCUGCAGUUCCGCUACAAUCUGAACUCCAUGAGAAACGAGGAGCAGCUGCUGACCCUAACCGCAAUCGCAGUGAACGAUGGCCAGUGGCAUGUGAUUCGCAUUAGUCGAUAUGGAUCGGCAGCUCUAAUGGAACUGGAUGGCGGGGAGUCGCGGCGCUACAACGAGUCCUUUCACUUCACAGGGCAUCAGUGGCUGAGCAUCGACAAGCAGGAGGGUGUUUAUGCGGGCGGCAAGGCCGAGUAUACGGGAAUCAAGACCUUUGAGGUGCAGUCCGAUUUCCAGAAAAGCUGCUUGGACGACAUCAGGCUGGAUGGAAAGCACUUGCCCCUGCCGCCCGCCAUGAAUGGCACCCAAUGGGGCCAGGCGACGAUGGCCCGCAACCUGGAGCGCAACUGCCCCUCGAACAGGCCGUGCUCGAAUGUCAUCUGCCCCGAUCCCUUUGACUGCGUCGACUUGUGGAACGAAUACGAGUGCACUUGCAGCGAGGGUCGCAUCAUGUCCUCGGACACCAAGGGAUGUGUGGACCGCAACGAGUGCCUGGACCUGCCCUGUCUGAACGGAGCCACCUGCAUCAAUCUGGAGCCCCGGCUCCGCUACCGAUGCAUUUGCCCGGAGGGCUACUGGGGCGAAAACUGCGAGCUGGUGCAGGAGGGACAGCGCCUGAAGCUGAGCAUGGGCGCCCUGGGGGCCAUAUUCGUUUGCCUGAUUAUCAUACUGAUUCUCGCACUGAUCUUCGUGUUAUAUAGUCGCAAACGCAAGACGACCAAGAAGAAGAAGCGCUCCGGACCCGAGAAGGAUGUCCGCGAGACGGUAAUCAGCUACGAGGACGAGGGCGGCGGCGAGGACGACAUGACGGCCUUCGACAUAACGCCACUGCAAAUACCAAUCAGCGCACAGGGAGGACCGCCGGACAUCGCCGCCUGCAAGAUGCCCAUAAUCUAUCCCGUGAUGACGCUGCUGCCACCUGGCCAGGAGCUGAACGUGGCCUAUCUGAUGGAGGAGCGGAAGCAGCGCAUCGACAAGGACAACAACGCACCGCCCUUCGACGACCUGCGGAACUUCACCUUCGAGGGCAGCGGCAGCAUCGCCGAGUCGCUGAGUUCGCUGGCCUCUGGCACCGAUGAUGAGAAUCAAGACUUUAACUAUCUACAGAACUGGGGUCCACGUUUCAAUGCCCUGGCCGCUAUGUACGUGCACGAUAAGGCGAAAGCCAGCAGCCAGCUGCCGUCGGAUGGCGGAGGAGGAUCUGGAGAUGGACCUGGAGCCUCAUCAUCGUCGCCGUUGGGAGGCGGUGGCGCAGGAGGUGGAUCUGGGAUUCCAGGCAAUGUCCUUGCAGUCGUCGCAACGGGAAGUGGAGCAGGUCCUGGAGGCGGCGGCGGUAGCAGUGGGUUGAUGCCACUGCCCGAGGUCGACAAAGUUGUAUUAUAAAAAUAAAUAGUUAAGUUGUAGUUAAAAUGAUGUUUCAGCUGUAAGCACGAUGAUGGGGGAAAUCCUCAAACCGAAACAGGUGUUUUGUGUGUUCGUGUGUCUGGUUAGGAUUAAAUGUAUGUACAUGUGGCUAACUGUGGAAUUUAAGACUAACUUAAGGUUUUAGGUGUUUCUCACAUAUACGAUGCUAGCUGGUCCUCGGAGAAGAGGCACUUCAUUUACUAUUUUGCUCAAACUCCUCAGUUGAGUUCGUUUGGUUACCUUUUCACUAAUUAAUCGGGAAAAAUGUAAUAAAAAUUAUACGCUCUGUUAUAUUUCACUAUUUAUGACUGUGUAUAUCUGUUAAAUGGUUAAAGAUGAUUAAUUGAUGUAUUAACUUAUUUAUAGUGUAUCCACUAAGUUUUGAAAACUUAAAGAAUCCACUGGAACGCUUUGGCGUAUAACUUUCCCUGGCCACCUUCUUUCAAACAUCUUUCUGUGUCUUCCUUUCAAAGCUCAUCUUCUCGAUGACAUUCAACUGAACCAACUGAGAAAUCAAUGAAUAGUUCUACGAAUUAUAUUACUAUAUAUGAGUACACUAAGCAUACUACAAUGAAAAAGAGUUUAUAAAACUUGCUAUACAUUAGUUAAAGACCAUGUACUAUAAAUACGCCGUUAACUCUCUACCACGUAAGUUGAACCAAACUAAACCGGAAUUCGGCCAACUCCCAGAAAAUGUGGAGCGUUGCAACAUUUGUGUGCCGCCGACUGGGGAACGUGUCCGAUUGCCACCAGGAGCCAGGUGGCACCUGAAAACCGGGAAAGUCGGGAAAGUCGGGCUGGGAAAACAGCGCUGAAAGCUGCGACCGAACCCACGCAGCCACAAAAGUUUGCAGAACGAGGAGGAAAUUUAAUAAAAGUACGAAAAUCAUAACUAACUUUGGUGAAAAUUAAAGGUAAAUGGGGGAAGCUCUACUGUAACAUAAUUUUGUACAUAUUAAAUUCUGUAAUUCUACGACUAAAUUAAUGGCUACUAUAGCAUAGAAAUGAAAACGAAACGAAACAAAACAGAACAACUAAUAGACUAAUUAACAACAAUUAAACCUACAUUUAAUUACCGACAAACGGAAGCCGAAACCAAAUACGAGUGUUGAUCAAACCAAUUUCAUAUUUCUGCAUUUACUAGCAACUACACAACCGUACAGAAAAUGAAAAUAUUAAUGAUAAUAUUGUAAUAUGUAUUAAAGUAUGAGUCAUAAACGAAACAAAUGGUUAAUUACAUUUACGUUAGUUAAUGGACAAUUUGUUAGUAGCUAGCAUUUAAGCAUAAUUUUUUAAAAAUCAAUAAAGCCCCAAAAAAAUA